AUGGAAUACAGCGUACAGUUAACGUUCCGUGAAAGUUGGGUUGAUGGACGACUGGCAUUCGGUUAUCCACGAGAUAACGCUCCAGAAUUCGUAAUCCUUACCGCGGGACAACAAAUUUGGAUGCCGGAUUCAUUCUUCCAGAACGAGAAACAAGCUCAGCGGCAUAUGAUUGAUAAGCCGAAUGUUCUCAUUCGUGUACAUAAAGAUGGUACCAUCCUUUACAGUGUUCGAAUAUCACUUGUAUUGUCGUGCCCCAUGCAUCUACAGGUUUUUCUUUCUUAG
Gongylonema pulchrum is the source of this 282-nucleotide messenger RNA. The record is from the annotation of a GenBank genome assembly. Lineage: Eukaryota; Metazoa; Nematoda; Chromadorea; Rhabditida; Gongylonematidae.